Molecule: messenger RNA, 1869 nt
Organism: Carassius carassius (crucian carp)
Lineage: Eukaryota; Metazoa; Chordata; Actinopteri; Cypriniformes; Cyprinidae
Gene: rnf8
Product: ring finger protein 8, E3 ubiquitin protein ligase
Exons: 8
Coding region: 116-1708 (530 amino acids)
Biological process (GO): double-strand break repair; protein K48-linked ubiquitination; ubiquitin-dependent protein catabolic process
Cellular component (GO): nucleus; cytosol; ubiquitin ligase complex
Molecular function (GO): metal ion binding; ubiquitin protein ligase activity; histone binding
Source: RefSeq, a predicted model, not a curated record
CGUAGAGUGGACGCGUUGUGUUCUUGUGAAAAACUCUUUUGCAGCUUCAUGGCGGUAUGUGGCGGACAGCAAACAAUAACAACAAUAUAAUUUCAUAACAAUUAAUGGCGCAGAAAUGAUGGAGAAGACUGAAGAGCCUCCUUCCAUAAACACCGAGGAAGAAGGUUCUGGAAAAGACAAAAUCUGGUGUUUGCAGCGCGUGGGGAGAGACCGUGACUGGCUGCAUCUGUUCGAGGACUCUGAGGUCUCUGUUGGUCGUGGUCUGAAUGUGACCCAUCAGAUCCUGUCGAGCAGCUGUCCACUGAUGAUAUCCAGAAUACACUGUGUGUUCAAGAGAGACGAUGACGGACAGUGGACAGUGAUGGACAAUAAGAGUCUGAAUGGUGUGUGGGUGAACGGGAGCCGAAUACCGCCUGGAAAACCCUGUUUACUGAAGCGGGGUGACUCUGUGCGACUCGGCGUCCCUCUCGACGGAAACCCCGUGGAGUUCGACUACAUCCUCGUCCAGAGGAACUUCAGUGACGUCAAAUCCUUCUUAUCUGGGAAUCCAAGCAGAGAAUCUGGCGCUGCAUCCUUUGGCCAAAAACUGAAAAACUCAAAGCGUAAGUUCGAUGGAGACGAGUCGGAGCCGUGUCCCGCGCAGAUCCCCAAAUCAAAGCUGUACCGCAGUUCCGGCCCGGAUAAGUCACGUGCACAGCCAUGUCCGUCCGGGGAACGCCGGGAACCGGAGAAGUUUUCCUCUAAACACCUGCAGGAGGACAGAUGCGGUGGUGAUAAAGCGGGAAGCAGCUCGGGCGGCUGCAGUGACCUCAGUCAGCAGCUGGACACUGUGCACCGCUACAACAGGAACCUAGUGGUCCUGAAGGGCCGCGUGGGUCACACGCAGAAGCUCGCUGCGGAGCUGGAGCUGCAACAGACGCCGGAGCGAGAGCGGGAGAUGCAGGAUCUGCAGACACAGCUGGAGCAGCUGCGGGGUCAGCUGAGGUCACAGCAGGAACAGGCGCUCAAACGCAUGGAGACCCUGGAGAAAUCCUUCUGUGAGGAGGAACGACGUCUGGAGACUGAAAAAGCACAACAUACCGAGGAGGGCUUGAAGAAACAACUUGUGGAGGCAUUGAAAGAGCAGCGGAAAGUUAUCGAGGAGCUCAAACACGCUCGAGAAGGAUUCAAGGAAGUUCUUCAAGCCAAAGAUAAGGAGCUGGAAGUUACAAAGGAAGAGAAAGAAAAGGCCAAAGCUCAGAAAGAAGAAGUGGUCACACAGAUGACUGAAGUGUUGGAGAGUGAACUGCAGUGCAGCAUUUGUUCUGAGCUCUUCAUUGAGGCCGUGACGCUGAACUGUGCUCACAGCUUCUGUCAGCACUGUAUCCGAGAGUGGCGUAACCGCAAGGACAAGUGUCCCAUGUGCUGGCAGAACAUCACGUCUCAGACGCGCUCUCUGGUCCUGGACAACUGCAUCGACCGCAUGGUGGAGAACCUGAGCGCUGACAUGAGAGCGAGACGCCUGGCGCUGAUCAACGAGCGGAAAGGUCAGAAAGCAAGCGUCCCUCCAGCAGUCGUGGUAAUAAAUGACGACAGCGACAGCAGCAGUGACGAGUUCUUUCAGAGCGACAGCUCCGUGUUUCUGGACUCGUCCGAGUCUAGCGACUCACUGCUUCAUUAUGCCAGCGAUGACGACUCGUCCUGCUCUGACGAGGAUGAUUAUCUCUGAAAAACACCCAGACAUAUGCACUUGUGAAGAACACCGGCACAGCUUAUUUAUUUUGUUUCAUUUAGCCGUGUUGGGUUUUUUUUUCUUUUUUUUUAUGUUUGUAGCUCCAUAUCAUUUGUUUGGGCUUUCCCUGAUAAAAUAAACUUUAUAAUUAUAUUGCA